This is a messenger RNA of Funneliformis mosseae, 222 nucleotides long. NCBI's taxonomy places the organism in Eukaryota, Fungi, Glomeromycota, Glomeromycetes, Glomerales, Glomeraceae. The record is from the annotation of a GenBank genome assembly.
GGAUAAAUUUGAAAUAACGCGUGUUGAUGGUGUCCCUGUUACUAUUAAAAAUUUCGAAGAACUCACGACAAUACUCCCUUCCUCUUAUAAACUCGACCUAGCUGACAACAAAAUUAUAAUAAUGACUGUUGGCGCUCGAACUGAGAAUCUUAUCUUAUUACUAAAGUUGGCAUAUGAUGCUAAAAUAACCGUAGACUUGUUAGACUAUUCAGAAGUAGUCAG